Messenger RNA from Microtus oregoni (creeping vole), 3035 nucleotides. It is a transcript of the gene Ky, whose product is annotated as kyphoscoliosis peptidase. Lineage: Eukaryota; Metazoa; Chordata; Mammalia; Rodentia; Cricetidae. The coding region runs from base 36 to 2021 and encodes 661 amino acids. The record is from RefSeq and is a predicted model, not a curated record. The transcript has 11 exons.
CAGCCACGGCGCCGAGCCCGGAGGGAGGCGGCACCAUGGAGCUGAAGAAGGACAGCAACGCCGUGGCCAUCGACAUGCUGCUCAUCGUGCACUCUGAGAAGCGGCGCGCGGCCCAAACCACGCAAUUGGACUCUCAAGAGGACCCGAGCGCGCUGCUGCAAAACCGAGGAGGACUCCAAGGUGUCAGAAAUGGAAUCCGGAAAUGGCAAGAAUUGGAAAGAAAUGGCUUUCAAGGAAACUUGUCAGAGAAGCAAUGCCUUCAGCAGCCUCAGGUCAUCACUUCCUAUGACAACCAAGGUACUCAGCUGACGGUGGAAAUCCACCCCCAAGAUGCCAUGCCCCAGCUACUCAAGAAGUUCUCUUUGGCGAAGCGUUUACAAGGUGACAAAAACGGAAACAUGAGACCCCGGCAGCCUGGAGGAAAAGAUGCCCAUGCCUACCCCUGGGACAGGUCCAGCUUGAAAUCUAUGCCCCUGGAUCUGCGGCACUUUGAGAAGCUUGAUGCCUCUGCUUCACAGGUAACGGUCAAGAGUGGCCUGGAUGAACUGGUGAGUGACUUGCUCCAGGAAGCCCACAGCGAUCUGGAAAAGGUCCGAGCCAUCUGGAUCUGGAUCUGCCACCACAUAGAGUACGAUGUUGAGGCCGCCCAAGAGAAGGACCGCCAAGCCUUCAAACCCACUGACAUCCUGAGGACCCAGAAGACCAACUGUGAUGGCUAUGCUGGCCUCUUUGAAAGAAUGUGCAGGAUCGCUGGUGUGCAGUGUGUCACCGUGCCUGGCUACUCCAAGGGCUUUGGCUACCAGACUGGACAAAGCUUCUCUGGAGAGUUCGACCACGCCUGGAAUGCUGUGUACCUUGAGGGCCGUUGGCACCUGCUGGACAGUACCUGGGGCAGUGGCCUGGUAGACACUACCACCUCCAAAUUUACCUUUCUCUACAACGAAUUCUACUUCCUCACCCACCCCGCCCUGUUCAUUGAGGACCAUUUCCCAGACAACAAAAACUGGCAACUGCUGAAGCCACCUCAGUCCCUGAGGCAAUUUGAGAACAACAUGUACCACAAGAGUGAAUUCUACAACAAGGGUAUGCUUAGUGCCCACCCAGAGACGCCCAUGAUCCGGACAGUGAAUGGGAAAGCCACGGUCACCAUCGAGAGCUGUGCCCCAACCCUGUUCAUGUUCAUGCUCAACGGCAAGCAGGAACACGGGCUCCUGAGCCUAAAGAAGAACGGGAUGAAGCUGGAGGUGUACCCUCCAACCAUGGGCACCCACAAGCUACAGAUCUUCGCCAAAGGCAACUCUGAAAUCUACAGCUCAAUACUGGAGUACACGCUCAAGUGCAACUUCGUGGACCUUUCUGGCCGGCUGCCCGCGGAGCUUCACCAGCCCGUGGGCCCCAGUUGGUUCUCGGAGCAGAUGGGCAUCACGAAGCCCUCCCACCCCGACCCCAUCAUCCACACCAGUGAUGGUCGCUGUUCCGUCAGCUUUGGCGUGGAGGAAGGCAUCAGCGUCCUGGCCUCCCUCCAUGGAGAUGACGGCCCCGUCACCGAGGAGACGCAACUGCGCUACAUCUUCCAGCUGAAGCGAGAGAAGAGGACAGAGCUGAAAGUCCAGCUUCCCCACGCGGGCAAGUUCGCCCUCAAAAUCUUUGUGAAGAAGAGGCAAGAACAAGGCAACUUCGUCUUUGUCUUCAACUACCUUCUGUGCUGCGCCAACACCAAGGUGAACUGGCCUAUGUUCCCCGAGAGCUUCGGCAACUGGGGGCAGGGCAAUGAGCUAUUGGAGCCCCUCUCUGGCGUCCUUCCCGCCAACCGCACCGUACCCUUCAAACUAAAGCUGCAUGGUAUCGCCAAAGCGCUGGUGAAAGGGCAGGACACGUGGCCCCUGACCCUUAACCCCGAGGGAUACUGGGAGGGCAGCUGCAGCACCACUGGCUGCCAAGAAGUCUACGUCAUGGUGCUAGAGAACGCUAACCACAACUUCUACUCCUACAUCCUGAAGUACAAAGUGAAUGACCAGUGAAGGGCUAUAUACCCGCACCCUCCCAGGGCCAAGGCCACCCCUGCCCAGGGAGGUCCCAAUCGGGAGCCUGGGACACCACUAAUCUGCAUGAAAAUACUUCUAGGCCUCUGCCUCAGUCUCCCUGCUCUGCCAAAGGCAUUGAGGAAUUUGUGCUGCUGAGGGCUUCGACUCAGUGCGAUUGUGGAUGAGGGGACAGAGGCAAAGGCCCUUUGGAAGAAAAAGGUGCUAUGUAAAUCCAAGGUAUUGUGAAGUGUACGCCCGCGCCCAUGCCUGCUCUUGUGUUAGGACCUUGCUGUAGAGUAGGGUGGGAGAACAGAUGUUGCCCGCCCUGGAAGCUUUUCACACAGUGCCUAGAGAAUGAUGCUUGAGUUUGAGUCUACCAGAGAGAUCAGUCACCCAAGAAAUAGUGUUUGUCCACUGCUUCUGGACCCCAGGGAAUGUGGGACCCGCUCGUCUUCCAUAUUCCUAGUGCCUCUUCAUUAGCCACUUCAUGUUCUUCAAGAGCUUGCGAGAAUGGAGAUGUGGAAAAGGAGCUAGCUGACCAUCAGCCAACUAGAGGCUCUUCUCCCCCAAUCCCUGUGAGUCUCUGGGAGGUGACAAGGGCAGAAAACAGCCUCGUGCACACAGGGAUGUCCUGGGUGGGGACCAGAGAUGGAGUGGUGUCUUUGGGAGUCCAGCAGCCCACAAGUAAGGGUGAGAGAUCCCCGAUUCAUGUGCUUACCAGAGUUCAGCCCAGAGCCUAGGGAUGCCCCCAGCCAGUUCCCUACAGGAAUCUCAUGUCUACAUGACCAGUCGGGAGCCUGGCUGAUGACCGUGAACCGAGACCUGAGUCCUAGGUAGGCAGGCAGACGAGUCCCAGAGAAACUUCAGCAGAACCAGGGACAGCAUAUGAUAAUAGAAUUCUGCUGCUUCGAGGACCCUUACAAGCAAAACUAGGCUGAAGGGAUCACCACGUGCCCCUGGAGAGAACGUUUGUGCCUGUCUCUGAGAAAGCCCUAUCAUAGCCAUUUCCCC